Molecule: messenger RNA, 822 nt
Organism: Halichondria panicea
Lineage: Eukaryota; Metazoa; Porifera; Demospongiae; Suberitida; Halichondriidae
Product: RWD domain-containing protein 4-like
Exons: 8
Coding region: 119-637 (172 amino acids)
Molecular function (GO): protein binding
Source: RefSeq, a predicted model, not a curated record
UAUCGGCCUGGGAACGAAUCGCACCAAGUGUGCUUAGCGUAGAAUAAAGAAAAAUGUGCAUUAUUUGGAAUAUUUUUCUACACAAGAUCAAGAGACAGUCUUGUGCUAAGUCGAUCUAAUGGCUUGUGCAGAGUUACAAGAGGAGGAGAGAGAAGUUCUCAUAUCAAUCUAUGAAUCAGACGAAUGUUUCAGCCAAGUCGACGACACCACAUACACAUACAAAGUCGGUGAUAGUGGCAGUCCGACAUCGUUCCUGUUACAGAUCUCGUGGAGUGACUCUUACCCCGGUACCCUCCCAGACAUCUCAUUGGACGCCUUCUACAACAAGCAUCUGAGCCAAAGGUCUAAGGAAGCCAUUGUGGCUGCAUUGAAAAAAGAGGCUAAGGAUAUGAUGGACUCUGCUAUGACUUAUACACUGUUUGAGUUUGCUAAAGAGAAUGGUGAUGAUAUAGCGGUUGUCCCACUUGCUCCUACACAACCCUCUAAAGCGUCUGUCCAGCCCGUAAAGGUGAAGAAAGAAAAGAAAGAAAUCCUGACCAAAUCAGCCAAGAGGAGAUUGGCAGGCAGACUGAACACAGACGGUGAGCUACCCAGAGGAUGGAACUGGGUGGACAUUGUUAAAGUGAGCCUAUUGUGAGAUUAACUUGAUCCCCUCAUUUAUUCUCUACAUGUGCACUACUGCAACCCAUGGAUGGUCCUCCAGCAUCUGAGCAGGACUGGAGGUCAGAGCACCACUUGAACUUUUUAUUUAUACUCUCAAUCAGUUUGUGCUAAAGUACAUGUCAUCAGUCAAUGCUCAUGAUAAAUUUUGCAUUUAUAAAA